GAAGAAUUGACGUCCAGAAGAUCCUGCCUAUAGGAUCAGAGCCGUAAGCGGAGCCCUGCUCUUUCCUCACUUUAAAUCCAGCUAGCAAAUACAGACCCAGUUCAACUCGGCAGACCUGAAGCUGGGAAUUUAACAAGUCUCAAUUUUGAAAAUGCCUCCCACUUACUGGUCUUUCAAUUUGAUAAGUGGCCUUCCAGAGCUCAGGAAUACUUAAAAGCAAGACAAAGUGGAUGAGGAAAAGGCAAGUUUCAGGAUUCAAACUAUGCUAAAACAUGUUCUCCUUUUACCUUUCGGAAACAGUACUGUUGAACGAGCUGCAGCUGCUCCUUGGUUCGUUUAUUGUCAAGACGUGUCACAAAGUGAUAUGACUUUUAAACUCUUUUAAUGGUUUAAAGCCAGCAAGCAGCAGCAAAAUUAAAGCAAAAAAUUUAUCUGAGGAUUUUCCAAGAAGAAAGCUGUCUUCUCAGAAGAGCCAAGUAGGACAAUGGCAUCUGGAGAGUGCCUUCUGCUGGACAUAGAAACAGAUAACUUUAUUCUCUACAACAUCUCUGUCAACCAGAGUGCAAAUCUCUCCCUCCUUGGUGACGACUGGUUCUACCCAGCAUUCCUCUACGCCAUCCCCACCAUCUAUGGGAUCAUCAUUUUGAUAGGCCUUAUUGGCAAUAUCACUUUGAUUAAGAUCUUCUGUACUGUGAAAUCCAUGAGAAAUGUCCCUAACUUGUUCAUCUCCAGUUUGGCUCUGGGAGACCUGCUGCUUUUAGUGACUUGCGUGCCUGUGGAUGCCAGCAGGUACCUUGCUGACGAGUGGCUCUUUGGCAGAACUGGAUGCAAACUUAUCCCCUUCAUACAGCUCACUUCUGUAGGGGUGUCAGUCUUCACUCUCACUGCUCUCUCAGCUGAUAGGUACAAAGCUAUAGUAAGGCCGAUGGACAUCCAAGCAUCCCAUGCACUGAUGAAGAUUUGUGUGAGAGCUGCUGUAAUCUGGAUUGUAUCCAUGUUGCUUGCCAUCCCUGAAGCAGUGUUUUCAGAUCUACACCCUUUCCAUGACAAAGGGACUAAUAAAACCUUCAUCAGCUGUGCUCCUUACCCACAUUCUGACGGGCUGCAUCCCAAGAUUCACUCAAUGGCAUCAUUUCUGAUCUUUUAUAUCAUUCCCCUAUCUGUCAUUUCAGUUUACUAUUAUUUCAUUGCUAAGAAUUUGAUUCGGAGCGCUUACAACAUUCCCGUGGAAGGAAAUGUGCAUGUGAGGAAACAGAUUGAAUCUCGUAAGCGUCUUGCAAGGACAGUGCUGGUCUUUGUGUGCCUCUUUGCCUUCUGCUGGCUUCCCACUCACAUCAUCUAUUUAUACCGGUCCUACCACUACUCAGAGGUGGACACCUCAGUGCUGCACUUCAUUGCCAGCAUCUGUGCUCGGAUCCUGGCAUUCACCAAUUCUUGUGUCAACCCUUUUGCUCUCUAUUUGCUCAGCAAGAGCUUUCGGAAACAGUUCAACAACCAGCUGUUCUGCUGCAGAGCUCGCCUCCUCAUCAGGUCCCAGAGCAUGGCCAGGAGCACCACACGAAUGACCUCUCUCAAGAGCGCCAACCAUUCCCUGGCUACCUUCAGCCUUAUCAAUGGCAACCAUGUCUGCCAUGAAGGCUGCGUCUAAAGGGCACAGUGAGGGACAUCACAUACCUAGUGUGGCUGCUUAGUUUUGUUCUGUAGUUACGGUGAGUAGCUCACAUACGCACACGCACACACAUACAAGGAGGUCUGAUGUGUUCAGAGAAAUCAGAGGCGCUUGACACAUCCAACAUUUCAUCCUAGGCUGAGGUUGAAGCAUCCAACACUUCAUCCUGGACUGAGAUGGAGCCAGAGCAGCAGAUCAUUGAGCACCAGCCCACAAGAGCUAUCUGGGAAGCACUCUGUUGCUUCAAGUCUUGCUGCUAUCAAUGACAGCAAAGUGAGCACCUUAAGAUCAAAUCUAGUUUGGGUCUACCAAUUCUUCAUCACUUUCUGCUCAGUCCUGAACUCAGGCAGACUUGCGACAAUGGCAAAGACCAUAGCAGGUGCACAAAAUUUGUCAGAACAGUUGUAUUCAGCAGUCCAUGGUAUAAUAUAUUUUGACACCAAAAUAAACCCAUUUAAAUAAGAUAAAUACUUUUACAAAGAAGUUCACUGUAGGUCAUUUACAGACUUUUCAAGUAUUUAUUUAUGUUCUAAGUACAGUAUUAAUUCAUAGUAUAAAAUAUGUCAAGAUUUUACUGGGGCAUGUCAGUGGCCCUGUCUUAAAAGAGCAGUAUCUUACACUACAUCAAUGUGAAAGCAGUAAUGUGAAUAAAUGUGAGUUGGAAUAUGUUUACAGUUUUCAAAUGUGUGAGCUUUUGCCAUAUUGUGAAGGAGACAGCAGGGCAUUUUCCAAGCAUUACUGUUUUGCUCUUCCUGUCUUCAAGGUGUGAGACGGCGACUGUUUCAUCACCUAAGAGGUACCACGAAAUUUUAGUUGGGUUUGGCUAAGGGCAGGAAAUUACCAGAAAAUGAAGCACAGCUAAUUUUCAUGUAGCUAUUUUUCAUGUAGCAGUAAAAUGCUCUAGUUUUUCAGUCAAAGCUAUCAACAAUGCCAAUCUCCAAGCCAUGGGUUUUUUUAAUUUCUGUCUUCACGGAAAUCUUUGGGCAAGACUGGCUAACAGGUUGGAGAAUGAGGUCUUCUAUAAGGUUUACUCCAGAGCAGUUCCUGUUCCAGGUGUCAGCUGUUCUGAAAACAGAAGCAGUGUUCUGCAGAUAACAAACUCUUGAAGUGCGUGGGCUAUAGGACAGGCAAUGAAGCUGCACACCUGAUAAAGAAAGCUGCUGCGAAAGAAGGCCAUAAAUCAAUCACUGUAGCAGAACAUUGAGUUUUUAAUGGUCCUCAUCCUUUUUGAUGAUGAUCCUUUACCUUGCCACAGCAAAAGAAAAAUGACAUCUAGUAACAGUUUGUGUUGAUCUUGCUCUGUGAAUGUAGGAAAAGGCAUGCGUGCAGUGUAAAAACAUUCAACUCUGGAUCUGCAGCUGCUCAAGGAUGCUGGCAGGAGCUUCAGCCUCCAGUGUCUGCAAAAGGGCUAUCAUGCCAAAGGCAGAGCUCUGACAACUCUUUAACAGAUUUUGUCUUUGAGAACGGUGCCCUCUGAGUGAGGUUCGACACUCAGGUACAUAAGUUCAGUAUGUGGUCCCAGCACUGUGUGGAUGUGCUGCUAAGGGCAGUCCUGCCCUGACCUCCACCAUCCUGGGCACCACCACCUGUGUCAUUCCCUCCUGCAGGCUUGAGUGCCCCCACACACCAGUUGGCCUGAAAACUAAUGUGAUAGGGUUAUUUUACAGCUGAGUCAAUUCCCUUACUUAGCUGGCUGUGUAGCUAUGGCAUUAAUUUCAAUUUACUGGGCUAUCUGAGAUUCUCAUUUACUAAAAUUUUCAGCAGGACAUUCAGUGCUUUCCCUGACCUUGAACACAAAGCCACAUACAGUACCAGAAGCCCCAUCUGUGGCCACUUCAGGAAGUUUUGUCAGGUUUUGAGCUGUUUAUGACAUUUCAAAAUGAGAAAAAAUUAUCUGGCCUAAAACAUUUUUAUUAAAUGUUUUUUUCAGCCUUGUAAGAAUUUAAUUAAAGCAGGAAUUAUACACUUCAAGAGCAGCCACACCGUCUGCGCUAUGUGAUUUGUCCUCCUGUUCAGUAACAAAGCACACAUUACUAUUGAUAUACAAGAGUCUCCAACAGUUUCUGAAUUUUUAUUUCUGAGGGAAAGGGGAAAGCACAGCAACAAUGUGAGAAAACCAUAAAUAUGGGGAAAAGAUCAUUGCUAUAACUUCCUCAGGGCUAAGCUGAAUACGAACAGACCUUGCUUCCCUGAGGAAGAUGUUCUAAACACAGGAUAGUUAUGAAGAUACCUCACCAUGGUAUUAAAUAAGUGUUGUUGGUGUUACUCUUUUCUUCUUAACAGAGCUAGUGACUCUGAGGACAGGAAAGAUGGGUUUGGCUCUGAUCUGGAUAGCCCUUUCCAGAAAUGCGACUGCAGGUGUCCGCAUGUGGCAUGGCCUCACCAUUGUUAACUUGCUCAGUAUUUCUUUUCUCUUUGUUUUCAGAGUAGAAAGCCAAAAAUUUGAGGGGAGUUCCAUGCCAAAUGUAAUUCUUUCAUCAGAAUCUAAGAUGCUUACAACUUCUUUUAAUUUUUAUGAACUUAGAUCAAGCUUUUUCAGAUGAAAUGUAGAUUUUCCUUAACAUUCUUCAUUUUAUUCAGAUCCCUUCAUCCCCCUUUAAUAUCUUUAAGGCAGUUAGGUGCUUUUGUUGGAAAAAGAAAUAUCGAUUGAAAAAGGAUUCCUUGCAAAAAAUAUUCUGAAAUGUAUUUCACAAACUCACACUCAUUUUUUAACACCUUGUAUUAAAAUAAUGAAUAAAUUCAACACAGCAGUGGAGUUCAGGGAGGAUUCAAGAAAGCUUUCUGAAAUAUCCCAGCAAGUAAUUAAAAUAUUGUGUGGUUGUAAUUGGUUUUUGUUUUCUCACUCCUUGUCUCAUUACCUUGGUUUCUAAAACACUAUGUACUUUACACCCCUGCAGCAGUCUAUUCCCUUAUCUAGCGUUAUCUUGGUGUUUGCUGGCACACCUACAACUCUGACUCUUUCAACCUGGAGCAUUGUUUGCAGUGUUUGGUGUGUUUGAUAAAUUUUCAAAGUGCCCAAGAUAAAACCUCACCCUGGCAGGCGGCUUCAAAGCCACAUCUUCUGUGCUGCCCAGUCCUGCGAAGCUUUGCAGUCCUGGAUGGGGAGAGCCCCUGACCAUAACCCUGCAGUUGCUCUGCACCUCAGUUCUCUGCUCAGCUCUCUCCGCCAGCACCAGGAGCAUUGUGGUGGCAUCUCAGACCACGUUGCCUGGGAAAUGCUGUGUUUCAAGGCUCUGAAAAAAACUGUCCCUGAAAUGCCUGUUUUCUGGGUGGCUGAGGAAUUUUCCUGUUGUCGAGACAGAUAUCCCAGGUUUCAUGAAUGAAAUUCACCUAGAACCAGAUAGCCCUUCGGGUUUGGUCUGCUCUGUCUCAUCUGACACAUGGCAGUUGUAUCACGUUCAACCAGCUGCAAGCUGUGAGUGAGGGAAAAAUGGUCAGAGGGUUAUUAAAAAUAUGUCGUCGCCAUUAGAUGAAUUGAUGUAAAAUGAGAAACUAAUGUUAAAUAGGGCCAUAAUGGGUAAUGUCCAUGCUUUCUCAAGAGAAAUUAAAUAGGACAAAACAUUGUUCUUCAUUAGGAAUUUGAAUUUUCUGGGAUUCCUGAGUUCCUUUUUCGCCCAUUGAACAUGGUGGGAGAUAAAGAUGUUGAGUAAAUCACAACUUUCAGUUUUUCUUGCUUUGGUUUACGAUUAUUUGGUGAGCUUUGGCUAAAAAUACAUUUCUUGUAAGUUUGGAAAACCACUGCAAAGAAUAAAAACCUACAGAAAUUUUUUAAUAUUGACACUAGGUAAAGAAUUCGGAGUUCUUGAGCUCUGCCUUGGGGGGGGAAUUUAUACUGCAGUGUUUCCAAAUAUUGCCUUUUAGGAAAUGUUUAGAUAUGAAACAUCAAAGGUGUGUGAUGCUGCUGCAUGGCAAGAAUAGCUGUAAGCAAGAAGAAGGGUCACAUGGUGAAAAAAAAGAGUUGUAUUA
Molecule: messenger RNA, 5635 nt
Organism: Cuculus canorus (common cuckoo)
Lineage: Eukaryota; Metazoa; Chordata; Aves; Cuculiformes; Cuculidae
Gene: GRPR
Product: gastrin releasing peptide receptor
Exons: 4
Coding region: 485-1648 (387 amino acids)
Biological process (GO): G protein-coupled receptor signaling pathway
Cellular component (GO): membrane
Molecular function (GO): G protein-coupled peptide receptor activity
Source: RefSeq, a predicted model, not a curated record